Messenger RNA from Glycine soja, 1926 nucleotides. RefSeq names its product cytochrome P450 71A1-like. The record is from RefSeq and is a predicted model, not a curated record. Gene Ontology annotation, molecular function: iron ion binding; oxidoreductase activity, acting on paired donors, with incorporation or reduction of molecular oxygen; heme binding. The coding region runs from base 89 to 1630 and encodes 513 amino acids. The transcript has 2 exons. Lineage: Eukaryota; Viridiplantae; Streptophyta; Magnoliopsida; Fabales; Fabaceae.
UAUUUUAUUUCUGUUUUGUCCGAUCUAUAGAUAGAUAACAAUAAUAUUCUACAGUCACGUAAAUUCUAAGCGGUGGCCAAAGGAAAAAAUGGCUCUACUAUCAUCAGUCCUAAAGCAAUUGCCGCAUGAGCUAAGUUCAACCCAUUACCUAACAGUUUUCUUCUGCAUCUUCCUUAUACUUCUUCAGCUAAUAAGAAGAAACAAAUACAAUCUGCCACCAUCCCCACCAAAGAUACCCAUAAUCGGCAAUCUUCACCAGCUAGGCACACUGCCACACCGCUCCUUUCAUGCACUCUCACACAAAUAUGGCCCUCUCAUGAUGUUGCAAUUGGGUCAAAUUCCAACCCUAGUGGUCUCAUCAGCUGACGUGGCCAGAGAAAUAAUCAAAACGCAUGAUGUUGUUUUCUCCAACCGCCGACAACCUACAGCUGCUAAAAUCUUUGGUUAUGGAUGCAAGGAUGUGGCUUUCGUGUACUACGGCGAAGAGUGGAGACAAAAGAUAAAGACAUGUAAGGUUGAGCUUAUGAGUCUGAAGAAGGUGCGGUUGUUUCAUUCCAUUAGACAAGAAGUUGUUACAGAGUUGGUUGAAGCUAUAGGUGAAGCGUGUGGUAGUGAAAGACCAUGUGUGAAUCUGACUGAGAUGCUGAUGGCAGCAUCGAACGACAUUGUGUCUAGAUGUGUUCUUGGACGGAAGUGUGAUGAUGCAUGUGGUGGUAGUGGCAGUAGCAGCUUUGCAGCGUUGGGAAGAAAGAUUAUGAGACUAUUAUCGGCUUUCAGCGUGGGUGAUUUCUUCCCUUCGUUGGGUUGGGUUGACUAUCUGACUGGCUUAAUUCCAGAGAUGAAAACCACGUUUCUCGCAGUAGAUGCUUUCCUUGAUGAGGUAAUUGCAGAACACGAGAGCAGUAACAAGAAGAAUGAUGACUUCUUGGGGAUACUUCUUCAACUUCAAGAAUGUGGGAGGCUUGACUUUCAGCUCGACCGAGAUAACCUCAAAGCAAUCCUAGUGGACAUGAUAAUAGGUGGGAGUGACACUACUUCAACAACUCUAGAAUGGACUUUUGCGGAGUUCCUUAGAAAUCCAAAUACCAUGAAGAAAGCUCAAGAAGAGGUAAGAAGAGUGGUGGGAAUCAAUUCCAAAGCAGUACUGGAUGAAAAUUGUGUGAAUCAAAUGAACUACUUGAAAUGUGUAGUCAAAGAAACUUUGAGAUUACAUCCACCCCUUCCUCUUUUGAUUGCUCGAGAGACAUCAUCAAGUGUAAAACUAAGAGGGUACGAUAUUCCCGCAAAAACAAUGGUAUUUAUCAAUGCAUGGGCGAUCCAGAGGGAUCCUGAAUUAUGGGAUGAUCCUGAAGAAUUUAUUCCCGAAAGAUUUGAAACUAGCCAAGUUGAUCUUAAUGGACAAGAUUUUCAAUUAAUUCCGUUCGGUAUUGGGAGAAGGGGAUGCCCUGCAAUGUCAUUUGGACUUGCUUCAACUGAGUAUGUUCUUGCUAAUCUUUUGUAUUGGUUCAAUUGGAAUAUGUCCGAGUCUGGACGUAUAUUGAUGCACAACAUUGACAUGAGUGAGACAAAUGGACUCACUGUCAGUAAGAAAGUACCACUUCAUCUUGAACCAGAACCAUAUAAAACAUGAUCAUUUCACAUUAUGCAUGUUUGGCAACACCUAUAAAGAGUAUAGAUCUGGAAGUACUUCAAUUUAGUAAUGGAUGUAAAAGCUAUACAAUAAGAAGUGCUAACAAGCUAGGAUAUGAGCAUUUAUGGAGUAACGAGUGAGGUUCCAAAGAGUCUAAUUACUCGUCUCUUGAACAUUGUUAUAUUUGUUUUCUUGCAGUUUGUUAAUCUUUUGAAUAGUUGUUUCACAUUUAUUUUUGUAUGGUUUGUUGGUAUGUUGUGGAAGGCGUUAGUAAAAAUUUGUGGUGUGUUCUUAAA